This is a messenger RNA of Trichoderma asperellum CBS 433.97, 2505 nucleotides long. RefSeq lists its product as uncharacterized. The record is from RefSeq and is a predicted model, not a curated record. Gene Ontology annotation, cellular component: plasma membrane. Gene Ontology annotation, biological process: transmembrane transport. Gene Ontology annotation, molecular function: oligopeptide transmembrane transporter activity. NCBI's taxonomy places the organism in Eukaryota, Fungi, Ascomycota, Sordariomycetes, Hypocreales, Hypocreaceae.
AUGAUGGCUAACAGCGAAUUAUCAAGCACCAGUCCUUCAGCAAAGGCGGUAGCGAAUGUGGAAACCACAGGAGAGUCCCCAACCAUUAUCGCAGAGACAGAUCUCGUGACGGCUUUGCAGCAGCUUCUUCAAGACCACGAACUAGAUCAAAACUUUCCUCAAGAUAUCUUGAACCGAAUCCGAGACUUUCUCGACAGGCAAAAACGCCAUGACCUAGUGACGGACCUUGAAUUGGCGCGAACUCUCUUCGACGACUACCACGAGCAGAGAAACUUGGCAUUAAACCAUUCGGCAUAUCCAGAAGUACGCGCCGUUGUCGAUCCCACCGAUGAUCCCACAUUACCGGUGGCAACUUUUCGAGUCUUCUUGUUAGGCACAGUGUUCACCGUCGCCGGUACUGCAAUCCAGCAGUUCUUCUCGUUCCGCAUGCCAGCCAUCAAUAUCACGACAUACGUCGUUCAGCUGCUGUCCAUGCCCCUCGGCUUAGGCAUGGCCAAAUGGCUACCUUGUCGACAGCUGGCUAUUAAGGAAUGGACUUUUUCUUUAAACCCUGGCCGUUUUAAUGAGAAGGAACACCUGCUCAUUGCCGUCAUGGCCAAUGUCGCCUUUGCUGGAUACAUGCAUGGAGCAUACAUUGCAAGCCCCAUUCAAGUUCUUUCACUGGAUCUCUUUUACGGAGAAAAAAUGCUCUCUAACAGUGCUACAUGGCAAAUCACAACGUUUAUUGCCACACAGAUGCUUGGCUACGGCUGCGCUGGCAUCAGCAGGAGAUUCCUCGUUUCUCCCCCUUCGAUGAUCUGGCCACGACCUCUCGCCAACAUUGCCCUUACAAAGGCGCUACAUAAAGACGAUGCUAUUAAGGAUGCGCAGAAUUCGGUUAAUGGCUGGAACAUCUCGCGCUAUCGAUUUUUCCUCUUCUGUUUUUGGGCCAUGUUUGUGUGGUACUGGAUCCCAAACUACAUUUUCCAGCCUUUUACUCUCUUCAACUGGCCCACAUGGUUUUCGCCCAGUAAUGUUAAACUUGCGCUCAUCAUGGGCAGCACUUGUGGACUCGGACUCAAUCCUCUGCCGACACUAGAUUGGAAUGUUUCAACUUAUUUUGGCGAUCCCAUUGUAACGCCUCUCUUCACACUCGUCAAUUAUGCCUCUGGUAUGGCUUUUAUGGGAUUCAUCAUAGCCCCGAUUGUAUACUUUAAAAAUGCGUGGCACUCUGGCUAUCUCCCCAUCAACACAAACAAGGUCUAUGACGACUCGGCAAGCUUAUACGAUAUACGUCGAAUACUCAACGCCAACAUGACACUCAAUGAAGAAAAGUACCUCGCCUAUAGCGUCCCCUGGCUAUCAUCAAACCAAAUCCUUAAGCUCGGCGCUUUUAUCAUGAUUUACGUGGCUGUCCCUGUGCAAAUGCUUCUGUGGCACCGUAAGCAAAUUACACAGAGCCUGAGAUCAAUAUGGGACCGUAAGACGCGAGAAGAAGACUUCAACGAUGUGCACAACCGCCUAAUGCGAGAAUACGACAAAUGCCCCGAUUGGUGGUAUCUGAUUGUUCUAGCCAUAUCUUUUGGACUGGCUUGUCUAUCUGUCACAAUUUGGCCGACGGGUAUGCCUGUUUGGGGCGUUCUUCUGGCUGUAUUGUUCACAAUCUUUCUUCAGAUUCCCAUCGGCAUGCUCACAGCAAUCACCAAUAUUGAGCUGCCCACGAGCAUCCUAUCACUCUUGAUCGGAGGCUAUGCUUUGGAGGGGAAAGCCCUUCCCAACAUGAUUUUUACGCUUUAUAGCUAUAUGUCUACCUCGCAAGCUAUGAAUUUCGUGGCCGAUCUUAAGAUGGCGCACUAUGCUAAAAUACCACCAAGAAUAGUCUUCACAGCGCAAAUUUACGCCACUCUCAUUGCUGCGUUAGUUGCCUUUGCGGUUAAUCGCUGGGUUCUCGCCGGUGUGGAAGAUCUAUGUACUGAGUUCCAAAAAGAGCGGUUUUUCUGCCCUCAUACGCACACGUACUUUAUGUCAUCCAUUCUCUGGGGGCUUGUCGGCCCUCGCAGACUCUUUGGACCAGGGGGUCCCUACCGUGCCAUCAUAUACUGCGUUCCACUUGGCAUUCUCCUCCCAGUUGGGGUGUACCUUGCGGCGAAACGCUGGCCUGGAUCGUCCUGGCGAAGCGUGAAUGUACCCAUCUUACUGGCCGGUCCAUUGGGGUGGGCGCCUUACAACUGGAGCUACAUGCAGGGCACACUGUCACUCGCUUUGUUUUUCAAUUUCUUCAUCAAGAGGUGGUAUAGAGCUUGGUGGGAGAGAUAUGCAUAUGUAUUGACGAGCUCGUUCACGUCAGCGAUUGGGAUUUCGGGCCUGGUGAUUUUCUUUGCAUUGCAGAAGUGGAACAUCAGAUUGGACUGGAUAGGAAAUAGAAUAGCAUGGCAGGGGGUCGAUAGAGGAGGAUAUAGAGAUGCCGAUGGACAUGUUGUUGGGUGUACGAAUUUGGUGCUGCAGCCAGGAGACCAUUUUGCAUAG